Molecule: messenger RNA, 768 nt
Organism: Paramecium tetraurelia
Lineage: Eukaryota; Ciliophora; Oligohymenophorea; Peniculida; Parameciidae
Exons: 1
Source: RefSeq, a predicted model, not a curated record
AUGUUGAGUAAGAUUAAAGUUGGAAGGCCAAAGAAAUAAUUAAUUGAAAUGUAAGGUGGCAUUGCAAAUUAUGGUUAUUUGUUUAAUGAUCAUGAUUGUGUUAAGCUUUUGAAAUUAUUAUCAAUUCAAGGCAAUUACAAAUUUAGAAUUUUAACAGGGCCGCGAAAUAAGAUAAAGCCAAUUGUAUAAUAAAAUGAUGAAGUUGAGGAAUCUAAUGACUUGAUUAAUCCAAAAUACUUUUUUUUAACAACAGAAAAGAGGAAAUAUUCAAUUGAAAAUGAACAAAUAGUGGAUAAUAAUUAGUACCUGUUUAUUAAUUCAAAUUAAUUCUCCCCUAAAUUCGAACUUUUAAUUAAUAAGCUCAAUGUCCUAUUAAAAGAAUUGGAUAAUAAUUUUAUAUAUCUUUUAUUAGAUAUAUUAAUACUGUAUACAGAGUGUUUUGAUUAUAAUUUACAGGUUAAUACAUAAGUAGAAUAUAUAAUUCAACAAUUAGAAUCCCCAAAAUAUUCUAAGAAUUUCUAAUAUUUAUUGAAUUGGUAAAUUUAAACAAAUAAAACUAAAGAAGUCAGAUACAAAGUUUUUUUGGAGUUUCUACAAUAAAAAGAAAGGCUAAUAAAUAACAAGAGAUCAAAAAAAGUAAUUGAAAAACAUAGAAAAUUUAUCUAAAAGCAAAAUAAUUAAAUGUUAGAAAUUAUGUCUAUGGAACCCAUUAACUAUCUAAUAUCCAAGUUAGUCAAGAGAUUUAAUAAAAUAAUGAGAACCAAUUGA